GAUUCUCUCACAGAGUUGUCAACGAUUGGAAAUCCUUACCUGAUUCGGUAGUAUCAGCUCCAUCGGUGAACGCUUUCAAAGAGAAGUUAGAUCUCUACAGACAUAUACUUUAUAAGGAUUAACACAGGCAACAAGAGCCUAUUAUCCAUUUCAUCUGAAUCUGAAACUCAAGCGCGUUCGAUGAAACUUGCGCCUCUUAAUGGUUAACAAGGGUGACAACUGUUCCUCGAAGUUAGAAGGGAUCGAUGUAGAACUUUCUAAAAUAGAAGAGAAGUUAAUUGGUUUUGAGGAAUGUAAAGAUAAGACUUUCGCCUCUUUGGAGACAGGGAUAAAUACGCUCCAAGCUGUGCUCCAAGAUCCUGAUAAUUUUUUCAAUCUUAAAAUUAUUAUUGAACAGUUUGUAACAAGUGCAAGAGCAAAAUUAUCCGAUUAUAUAAAAUCUCAUCGUGAUAUUCACUUACCGAUUUCAAAGUUUGGAAAACUUGUAGACAAGAGUUUUGUAGAGGAUCUUUCUCAUCUGACUACCUAUUUUACAAAUCGAGAAAAGAAAGACAGUCAAAUAUCUAAGUCAUCAUCAACAGGAAAAGCUUUGUUGAACACACCGUCAAUAUUAUGCGAAAAUGCAUUGGCAAAUAAGUCUCCAGAUGAUCUUUUACGUCUAGUUAUCAUUGAACACUUACUUCGUGAAGGACAUCAGUCUUUAGCUGUAGAUUUAAUGCAUAACUUUGGUUUCACAGAAGAAGAAAUAAGAUUAGAGAAAUUUAAAGAGCUUAGUAAUUUAGUUUCAUGUACUCAAAAAGGCGAAUUAGAUCCUGGUAGAAAAUGGUUAAAAGAUAAUCAUGAAAAACUAGGUGAUCAAGCAAGGCAGUUAGAAUAUUGUCUAGCCAAGCUAGAUUUCUUGUCAACAAUACAAAGGGAGCCUGUCGAUCCAGCUGCUGUAAUUCAAAGCGCCCGCCAGCUGGUACCAUAUGCUGCUGAUUAUUCAUCGGAUUUUGAACAUCUUAUGGGAAGUCUAGUUUUCAUUGGACGUAGUUUAGAAGAUACACCAUAUGCUGAUUUAGCAUUACCAACCAGUUUGUCUAGUGUAUCGUCUUCUGAAGGCGGCUGUCAACAGAAAUCUGAAGAUGUUCAUAUGACUGAUGAAGGAUGUUCCUUGUCAUCAGCAUCAACGUCAACAGCAGCAUCAAUAUCAACAGCAUCUGGAACUAGUAAACCUAAAACAACAGAUAGUUGUAGUGCUUUAAAUGAAGCAGCAAAUUUAUUCAGAGCACGUUGUUGUCAUCAAUUAAAUCUAUCUGAUAUUGAUCCAUUACUCACUGCAUUUUCAUCUGGAUGUCGUGUACUUACACGUCUGCAUUCACUGCAACGUGCUAUCGCCUGUCUUAGUAAAUAUAGUUCACUAGAUGGUGAUAUGUUACCGAUUUCAGUGAAACUGGAUCCAAGCGCUCAUCGUCAUAAUAUUUUCCAUUGUCCAGUUAUUAAAGAAGUGAUAUCUGCUUCAAAUGAUGGUAAUGGCACUAGUGGUGGUCCUGUACGCCUAACAUGUGGACAUGCUAUAUCCAGGGAUGCAUUCAAUUCUUUAGCCAGUGGUGAUAGAAGUCGAAUGAAAUGUCCUUAUUGUCCUGUGGAGACAUUUAAAAAUCAGGUAUUGGAUUUGAUAUUUUGAUGAGGCUAAUUAUUCACAUAUGGACAUGCAUAUUACUAUUAAUUCAUGUACGUAAAAAAGAGAUGCAUUCAAGGCAGGCAGCUAGAAGUUCACAUCCCCCCUACUCUAGUGGAGUACAUUAUUUUACAAUCAAUAAUUGUUUUGUGAUAUUAUCAGUAAUGGAAUGAAUGACAUUUUAAUUUGCCGCCCCCCCCAUAAAUAGUAUUAUUAUUCUACCGCAGAUUGUCUUCCUAUCCUUCAAUUAUUUACGAUUAGACUUUCAUUUAGACAACUCUUGUGGUCGGGGUGGUGGUGUUAUCGGUGGUUGUACAGUCAAUCUCAAUCGAUAUACGCUUAAUUUUGUUUUGACUGUGUUACUGAACAAUUUGGCGUGUUGCUUUUUUUUAUUCCAUGUAAACAAAAGUCUUUUCGCAUAUAUAUUAUAAUCUAGCUUGUGUUUUCUGUCAUUUCUAAUAUUUCUUUUCAUUGCAAUCAAAUUUAACUUAUUCCCUCCCUCUCUCUCCGUUGACCCUACCUCUUAUUAUUUUUUCCCCAUUUGUCAUCGAGUCUUAUUCAUUCAUACUAUACUCUGAUGCUACAAAUUCUGUUAUAGUACAAAGUUGUGUGUUUCCUUCCCCUUUUUAUCAUAUACAUAUGCAUAUAUUUAUACUAUCAUUCAUUUAUGUCGAUUGAUUAAUUCAAUUGAGUUCUUUCAUCUGGAAGAAAGAGUGUGUGCUGCACACUGCACAUAAAUAAAUAGCAAGUUUGCUAUUACCCUGUGAAAAUAAUACAUUCAGGAC
Molecule: messenger RNA, 2445 nt
Organism: Trichobilharzia szidati
Lineage: Eukaryota; Metazoa; Platyhelminthes; Trematoda; Strigeidida; Schistosomatidae
Source: the annotation of a GenBank genome assembly